Molecule: messenger RNA, 6116 nt
Organism: Octopus bimaculoides (California two-spot octopus)
Lineage: Eukaryota; Metazoa; Mollusca; Cephalopoda; Octopoda; Octopodidae
Product: cell adhesion molecule Dscam1
Biological process (GO): cell-cell adhesion
Molecular function (GO): protein binding
Source: RefSeq, a predicted model, not a curated record
UCGAAAAAGCUUGCAGUGACACUCACUGAUCUCAUAACGGGACACAAUACACGCAGUUGGUAACAUUUCGUAGAGACUUACAUAAACGUACAUGCGUACUCAUACACACAAAGAGACACAAGCACACGUUCACAUACACAAUUAUUAUAUACACUCAGGUACACAUAACACACGUAAAUGCAAGCAUAUACAUGUAUGGACGCUCACAUAUACGCAUCCAUAGUUGUACGUACAUACAAUAGAAUUAAUGACAAUAUCAUAUCGACCGACAGCAAAACAAGGACAAAACACACGGUGAAACACAAACACACAUAUGCACGUUGAGAUGCAAUUACAUAUUGCUCUUAAUCAAUAUACACUCACACAUGCACUCACAUACACAUAUAAGUAUGUAUGUAUGUAGAUAGAUAGAUAGAUAGAUAGAUGAUAGAUAGAUAGAUAGAUAAAGUAGAUAGAUAGAUGGAUGGAUGGAUAGAUAGAUAGAGUAGAUAGAUAGAUGGAUGGAUAGACAGACAGAAGACAGACAGACAGAUAAAUAAAUAGAUAGAUAGAUAGAUAGAUAGAUAGAUAGAUAGAUAGAUAGAUAGAUAGAUAGAUAGAUAGAUAGAUAGACUGAUCGAAUGAUAAAUCUACAUGCAAAAUAAAAUAAUAGUAUGUAUGCGUAUAUAUAAAUAUAUAUACGCAUACAUAUAUCUAUCUUCAACUUCCAAUAUUUACAUAAAUACACACACACACACAUACAUAUAUAUUUAAAGUACACAAAAAAACACACACACACACACACACACUCACGCACACACAUGAACAAGUCAUAUAGCUGUCCUUUCCAAUCAAUCAUACAAUCGCACAGAGGCUCGCAUACAACAGAACGAACCUUUCCAACAAACAGUGACAGCAGACACAUACAGACAUUGACAGACCUUCACAGACUCACACGGAGACAAGCGCGCGCACACACACAUACACAUACGCAGACACACCGACUAACACCUUUAUACUCCCCCUCUAACUCUCUCAUAAACACACAAACACACACACACACACAUACACACACAUUCGCAUGCUAACCCUUACCCUAACCCUAACACCCUAUACGUUCAUGCAUAGUACAACCACACCGACAUAGUCAGCUCUCUGUAAGCGCAUCGGAUGUAUUACAAACUACCUAUUGCAGGCAGCUCUCGAAUCUUUCCUACACGUGGGACACAGCUCACAUGACAACCGAAAGUAUUAACCAUUGAAGUAAUAUUGGAAGAAACGAGAAAUUUAUGGAUACUGUACAAGGAAAUAGCACGGAAAUUUCAGCGUAAAUUUUGUUGUACGAAUCAUGGGAAAGUAUUUUUACUCAAACAAAUUUAGGACAGUUUGCUUGAAACUGUCAAGAACUUGGACACUUUGAUUUCAGUUUAACACUCAUAGAAAAAGAAAAAAAUUGAAAUCAUAGGAGCGAAAUCAAAUUUCUAGGAGCGAUAACAAAUCUAAUUUCUAUCAGAAUGUUGAAUGUGUCCAAAUUUGGCCUAACCGGAUUGUUCAUUUUACGUCAGAUGUACAUUUUAGUGGCUGCUCUGACAACAGAAGAGCCACCAGCUGAUACACAUGGGCCAGUUUUCACGGAAGACGUACCAAACCCGGUUGUGUUUGCCAAUACUAAAGGGGCGUCAAUUGAUUGCACGGCGCACGGUUUACCUCCACCAAAACUCAACUGGAUACGAAAGGAUGGCACGGUCGUCAAAGAUAUUCCCAAAGUACUUCAGGUACUUCCAAACAAUACCCUGUAUUUUCUACCUUUUGAGCCAAACCUAUUUCAACCAGAUGCUCAUUCGCAGGAAUACCGUUGCAUAGCGAAAAAUAAAGGUGGGAAAAUUAUCAGUCGCCCUAUGCGCAUAACAGCUGUUGUUGUGGACCGGUACAAAGUCUACAAUGUUCAGUUAAAUGAUGUCUGGGUGAUCAGCAACGGUACAGCCAUCUUAAAGUGUCUCAUUAACCCACGUUUUGUGAAUGAAUACAUUAAGGUUACGAAAUGGACUCAGGAUUCAAAGCCUAUCACCGAUCACGACCGAGUUUCUGCAAUGAACAAUGGAGAGCUACAUGUCCGCAACGUGCAGGAUUCGGAUACUUCUUUGGUAUAUCGUUGCGUGACACGAAAUAUACUGACACAAGAUAGUAAGACAAGUCCUCCUGCUUCUAUACACGUCCAUGAUCCUCCAGUUAUUUUCAACACACCAAAUAUUGAAACUGCUGAUACAGGUUUGAUAAUCCAGGUUGGAAAGACAGCGGAACUACCAUGUGUAGCCACAGGCAAUCCUCUACCAAACUACAAAUGGGCAAAAGGCAGCAAAACUAUUGUCAGUGAUAAAAAGAAAUUUGAGCAAAAGGGUGGAAACCUUGCGAUACACAAUUUAACUGUCACAGACAGCGGAGACUAUAAAUGUAGGGCUUUUAAUAAGAAAGGUUCAACUACAGUGUCAAUACAGUUAACGGUUACAUCACCGCUCAGCGCUACUCUAUAUCCAGCCGACCAGAUUGUUGAUGCAGGUCGCGUGGCUACCUUCAACUGUUCAGUGCAGGGUUCCCCAAUAAACGAAAUUACGUGGUACCACAAUGGAGAGCCCCUCACCAACAGCAGUAGAAAACACAUCAUUGUUGAUAACUGGCUGCAACUACCGGCUGUGAAUAGAAAUGACCAAGGCAUGUACCAAUGUAUAGUAGGAAAUGAUGUAGAUAUGUCGCAGGCAACUGGAGAACUACGCCUUGGAGCUGCGCACCCUGCCUUUCUAGAAACGUUUGUCAGUGAUAUAGUACAACCCGGCUCCAACGUCACCUUUAAAUGUGCUGUAUCUGGAAACCCACCUCCGACAAUCCGCUGGACUUUAGAUGAUGAAUUGAUCUAUUCCAGUGACAUUACAACGAUCAAAACAUACGCAACAGAGCAAGCAGAUGUAGUCAGCACUUUGCAUAUAACAAAUAUCCAAGUACAAACGGGUGGAGAAUACCGAUGUAUUGGAUCAAAUGUUGUAGGGAAAGUCACUCACAUGGCUAGAGCUAAUGUUUAUGGUGUUCCAUACGUUCGUGUGUUGCAAAAUAUCACAGCUACAGCAAAGCAGCCAUUAAUUAUGAAAUGUUACGUCUCCGGAUAUCCAAUUGGGUCGAUUACCUGGUUCAAAGGGAAAAUAACCCAAAAAGAAGCAAUGGCAUGGGCCUCGCAGGCAUUACCAAUAGACCAUCGGCAAAAGGUGGUAAACGGAACCUUAACAGUGGAAGAUGUACAAAGCGCCUACGAUGAUGGUGACUAUACGUGUACUGCGGCCAAUUCAAAGGGGGAAGGAAUGAGCAGAAAUGUGUUGGUUCGAAUUCUAGAACCACCUACAAUAGCACCAUUUAGUUUCCAAAAGCAAACACAAGCCGGUCGAAGAGUCACAGUGAUUUGUCUGAUCAGCAGCGGAGAACUACCCAUAGUCGUCGGUUGGUUGAGGAAUGGACAAGUGAUACCUCCAGACCUUGGCAUUACCGUAAAGCAAACAAUACAGUACAACAGUUUACUAUUUAUUAAAGAAGUGAGUCCCCGACAUAAUGGAAACUACACUUGCUACGCUAAUAACUCGGUUGGCUACGAUAGCUAUACGGCCAGUCUUGUGGUUUAUGUUCCACCUCGAUGGAUCGUAGAACCUAAAGAUUCAUUUGCUGUUCUUGGAAAAUCAGUUCAGCUUCAUUGUAAGACAACGGGAACCCCGACUCCGUCCGUUAUUUGGCAGAAAGCAAAAGGAAACAUUCUCGGAAACUAUGUUGACAUGAAUUAUACUCAAAGUACAUCAUCUUCACAAACGGGUGACGCACGAAUGCAACUAUUAGAAAAUGGAACUCUGUUGAUUAAUUCAGCUGAGGAAACGGAUCAUGGCUAUUAUCUUUGUCGUGCUAGUAAUGGCAUUGGUUAUCCUUUAAGUAGGGUUGCUCAAUUAACAGUUCACAUUCCUGCAAGGUAUGAAGACGAUGGUCAGAAAAAUUACACUGUUAAGAAAUCAGAGAAUAGCACCAUGGAAUGUAAAGCGAGUGGAGAUGAACCGAUUUUUGUGACAUGGCGUUUUGGUUCUGAUACUAUAAAUAGUCAAACCAAUUCAAGACUAAAAGUGGAGAAUAUUGGCACUAUUUCACGCCUGCACGUAACUGGAGCGGUUCGAGAAGACAGUGGCAUCUAUGUUUGUAAUGCUGAAAACAAAUAUGGCUAUGGAGAAACAACACGUCGCCUUAUUGUCGUGGAGCCUCCCGAACGGCCUCUUCACUUGAAACUAGAGAGUCGUGCCAGUCGUUCUAUGAAUAUAUCCUGGGACGAACCUUAUAAUGGCAACAGUUACAUCACAUCGUACGUGCUGCAAUUCAAGAAUGAAUCUGAUAUUUGGAAACCAGCUCCGUCCAAUGUGACUGUCAUAGCAACAGAUGCUAUUCCAGCAGGUAGUAUUUCAGGUUUACAUCCGUCCUAUAAAUACCAAAUUCGCGCCUUAGCUAUAAAUGCAAUUGGAAUUGGGUCACCCAGCACGGUCAUAACUGUGUCAACUGAUGAAGAAGUGCCUUCAGGACCACCUACAGACGUUAGAGUACAAGCAAGCGGAUCAACAUCCUUAAAAGUCACUUGGCGGGCUCCUCUCUACCAAGAACAAAAUGGCAAAAUCUUGGGUUACUAUAUUGGAUACAAACGACACAAUUCCAGUGAUUCGUAUGUUUAUCGAAAAAAGCUGACUGAAAAUAACAGCGAUUUGGAACAACAGAUCAAAGAUCUUUUGAAAUUCACUCGUUACGACCUCCAUGUCCGUGCUUACAAUUCAAAAGGUUUAGGACCAAUAACAGACGAUGUAACAGCUUUUACUUUAGAAGACGUACCCAGUUUGCCACCUCAGGAAGUCCGCAUUCGUGAUAUAAAUCCCGACAAUAUCCGAAUAUCAUGGGUUGAACCACCGUAUUACACCGUUCAAGGUGUGCUCCAAGGCUAUAAAGUCCUUUAUAAGGAAGUACGAGCUGAUGAAGAUGAAACGGAAGCCAGUUAUGUAACAACCUCCAAGCUAGAGACUGUUGUUCCAGAUCUUAAAAAAUAUACCAACUACAGCAUUCAAGUGUUGGCCUACACUAUUAUGGGAGAAGGAGUAAGAAGUGAGCCUAUCGACAUAAGGACGAGAGAAGAUGUACCGUCACAGCCACCUAAUGUGAAAGUUAUCACUGAAAAUCGAAAUACAGUUUUGCUUCUGUGGGAACCUCCGGUCCACCAGAAUGGCAUUCUCAUCAAAUACAUAAUCCGUUAUUCAAACAGUUCAAGAGGCCCUCCGAAUAAAAAGAGUCCAAAACUGGAAAUUAAAGCUCGAAGGACAAGUUAUAUGAUAAGUCGUUUGUUAGAAGGACAGGAGUACAUGUUUACAGUGAGCGCAUGUACAUAUGUUGGUGAAAGCCUUCCGAGCGAUGUGGUUCGAGCAACCCCAACUGACAAAGUUCCGGCUCGAAUUACGAAUUUCUCAAGGGAGAAAACUCUCUAUUGGAAAACUAAUUCUAUUCUGAAAUGUAACGCUCGUGGAAAUCCUCUCCCACUGAUUUCAUGGAUAAUGAAUGACAAACCAGUUCUACUCAGUAAUACGGUGCAAAAGCUUCCGUCGGGCUCUUUAAAUUUGAAGAGUGUUCAAUUCACAGAUACAGCUAAUUAUACAUGUCGUGCCGAAAAUAUAUAUGGUAUUGAGGAAAUUGUAAUUUCUGUUAAAGUUAUAGUGAAACAGAAAAAUCCAGUUGUACCUCUAGAACCAAUAUUAGUGUUGGCUUCAUCAACAUCAUCUACCAUCCAGGUUAAUUGGAAAUCUAGACACAAUGGAGGAAGUAAAAUUAAAGGAUUCUAUGUCAAAUUCAAAAAAGAACACGGAGAAUGGCAGUCUUUGAAAGCUGAUUCCAUAAGCCGUACAUACAUAUUCAAAGGAUUGCAAUGUGGAACAGGAUACCGAUUUAUUGUCAACUCUUUUAAUAUAAUUGGCGUUAGUGGUGACAGCACACAGAUCAAUGCCAAAACCAACGGUUCUUGUAAGUUGCCCUAUUUUUAGUUUCUGACUCAAAGAUUUGAAUAACUGUAAGAGGUGCAUUAAUGUAAGCCA